Molecule: messenger RNA, 1638 nt
Organism: Talpa occidentalis (Iberian mole)
Lineage: Eukaryota; Metazoa; Chordata; Mammalia; Eulipotyphla; Talpidae
Gene: ASB10
Product: ankyrin repeat and SOCS box containing 10
Exons: 6
Coding region: 1-1356 (451 amino acids)
Biological process (GO): intracellular signal transduction
Molecular function (GO): protein binding
Source: RefSeq, a predicted model, not a curated record
AUGCCUGGGAGAAGGAGCUCCCCUCCGCGCCGGGGACCCCACCAGGGCUGCCUCCCCGCGGGCCCCGCCUGCUUGGUCUGGGGAGCUCGGUCCCAGCCGGCCCGGGGCCCCCCUCGGUCACCGCUGCUGUGCCGCGACAUGGCCCUGCAGAACGCCCUGUACACCGGGGACCUGGCGAGGCUGCGGGAGCUCUUCCCCCCGCACAGCACGGCCCACCUGCUGCUGGAGAGCCGGGCUGCCGAGCCUCGCUGGAGCAGCCGCCACCCAGGACUCUGGUCUCUGACAUAUCAAGAGGAGCUGACCACCCCACUGCAUGUGGCUGCCAGCCGGGGCCACACAGAGGUCCUGCAGCUGCUACUGAGACGGCGGGCCCAGCCCGACAGCGCCCCUGGGGGCCACACUGCCCUGCAUGAGGCCUGUGCAGGGGGCCACGUGGCCUGUGUCCGUGUGCUGCUGGCAGCGGGAGCAGACCCCAACAUCCCUGACCAGGAUGGGAAACGCCCCUUGCAUCUGUGCCGGGGGCCUGGCACCCUUGAGUGUACAGAGCUGCUCCUGAGGUUUGGGGCCAGCGUGGAUGGUCGGUCUGAGGAGGAGGAAGAGACGCCCCUGCACGUGGCCGCCCGGCUUGGCCAUGUGGAACUGGCAGAACUACUUCUACGACGGGGGGCCUGCCCCAAUGCCCAGGAUGCCGAAGGCUGGACCCCGCUGCUGGCUGCCUGUGAUGUCCUCUGCCCGUCCCCGGCCACCGCCAAAGCCACCACCGCCCGCUGCCUCCAGCUGUGCCACCUGCUGCUCGCAGCCGGAGCCGACGCCGACCACGCCGACCGGGACAAGCGGCGGCCCCUGCACUUGGCCUGUCGCCGUGGCCACGCGGCGGUCGUGGAACUGCUCCUGGCCUGUGGGGUCAGUGCCAACGCCAUGGACUAUGGGGGACACACCCCCCUGCACUGUGCUUUGCAGGGCCCGGCGGCAGCCCUGGCCCAGACCCCGGAGCGCGUGGUGCAGGCUCUGCUCAACCACGGCGCCGUCCGAGUCUGGCCCGGGGCCCUCCCCAAGGUGCUGGAGCGCUGGUGCAACUCCCCGAGGACCAUUGAGGUCCUGAUGAACACGUACAGCAUCGUGCGGCUACCCGAGGAGGCCAGGGCUCUGGUGCCUGCCGAGACACUGCAGAAGCACCACCAUUUCUACUCCUCCCUCUUCGCCUUGGUGAGACGGCCCCGGUCACUGCAGCACCUGAGCCGCUGUGCACUGCGCGCUCACCUGGAUACCUGCCUGCCCCACGCCCUGCCCCGCCUGCCGCUCCCGCCCCGCCUGCUCCGCUACCUGCAGCUGGAGUUUGAGGACGUGCUGUACUAGAUGCCCACUGCUUUUGGGGAGAGCCUGAAAGCAGACGCCCCAGAGGGUUCCGGCCUGCUUCUCCCAGCACCCUGACCCAGGGCUGAGUUGAACGCACUCACGUCGAGGUGGACCUCUCAGCACACCCCCUCCACAUAGCUGCGGACGCCUCCAUCCCCACCUGGGAGAGGUGGACAGGCUGUACAGCCAGGUGAUGUUUGAGGGCAAGAGCUGGGACUCAUGGGAAUCAACACACUGUGCUGGGGGUCACCUGAGCUAUACAACCCUAUCCAUGCAUUAAAA